GUAAAUGGACGCGUAUAAAUGUGUCAAAGCAAAUUACUCACUGCAAGUGAGUCGACUGACCCAUCUCGGACUCGGAAAAGUUUUCAGUGUAUGUAUUGGUACAGCAAGUUUGGUUUGUGCUAGUCUUUGCAUGGAGGCACACUUGUUGAUCAAAAUUCCAAUCAGGGUCUGUGCCUGCAGACUACCCCCCCCCCCCCAGUCUUCUUAGGCGUUGAAAUAGCCCAGUUUAUUUAUGGUUAAAGACUGUUCAAAGAUCUAUAUAGGACUAGUCAAAGACCAAAAAGACAAGAAAUAUCCAUCAGUCUUUCAGAAUUCUUUGAGGGGUCUUUCUGAGCCAUUCCACAGAAAAUGACAUAUUUCAGUUAUCUUGAAGACUGCUGUAAGACCUUGCCAAUUUUUGCUCUUUCAAAGGUCCUUUAAAGGAUAGAUGCAUUGUGUCUUAGUGUUGACAUGAUAACACACCAUCAACAAAUUGGAAAAAAAAAAUCUUUAGAUGAGAGCUGUUUUACUUUGGUCUUAAUGUUUUUACGAUUUGAACAAGAUGAUUUUUUUUUCUUCCAGAUAAAGAUCUUUUGGAUGGAGUGGACAUGAGACAAUCAUCAAUAACGGAAUGCAGUGAAGAUGAGUCCCAUCAGUGUUUACAAUGCAAUAAGACGUUUCCAGAUGAGAAUUCUUUAGUUCUACAUCAUAAAACACACUCUAGGGAAGUUGAGUUUGCUAGUCAUAUUUUGACAGAGGUUGGAGACAGAUGCUUCAAGUGCCCCCAUUGUCAUAAGAAUUUUGAAUGUAGGGAUUAUCUUAUAACCCAUAUGAGCACACACACUGGAGAAGAAUCUUAUAGUUCUCAUAGUGACAAGGGAUUUUCUCAAAAGAGUGAUCUUACAAAUCAUAUUAGAACUCAUACAGGAGAAAAACCCUAUAUUUGCUCUCAUUGUGGUAAGAGAUUUUCUCAAGAGAGUUAUCUAAUCUGUCAUAUAAGAACACACACAGGAGAAAAACCUUAUCGUUGCUCUCAUUGUGACAAGCGAUUUGUUAAAAAGAUUUUUCUUACCCAGCAUGUACGAGCACACACAGGAGAAAAACCCUAUAUUUGCUCUCAUUGUGAGAAGAGGUUUGCUACAAAGGUCAGUCUUACCUGUCAUAUUAGAACACAUACUGGAGAAAAACCCUUUAUUUGCUCUCAUUGUGGGAAAGGAUUUUCUCAAAAGAGUAAUCUUUCUUGUCAUAUAAGAACACACACAGGAGAAAAACCCUUUAUUUGCUCUCAUUGUGGGAAAGGAUUUUCUCAAGAGAGUUAUCUUAUCUGUCAUAUAAGAACCCACACAGGAGAAAAACCCUAUAUUUGCUCUCAUUGUGAGAAGAUGUUUGCUACAAAGGUCAGUCUUACCCGUCAUAUUAGAACACAUACUGGAGAAAAACCCUUUAUUUGCUCUCAUUGUGGGAAAGGAUUUUCUCAAAAGAGUAAUCUUUCUUGUCAUAUAAGAACACACACAGGAGAAAAACCUCAUCAAUGCUCUCAUUGUGAGAAAAGAUUUACUGACAAGUCCACUCUCAGAAGUCAUAUAAGAAAACAUACUGGAGAAAAACCUCAUCAUUGCUCUCAUUGUGAAAAGAGAUUUAAUCACAAGACCGCUCUUACAAAUCAUAUUAGAACACAUACUGGAGAAAAACCUUAUCAAUGCUCUUAUUGUGAGAAGAGAUUUUCUACCAAGGCCAAUCUUAUAACCCAUAUGAGCACACACAAUGGAGAAGAAUCUUAUAGUUCUCAUAGUGACAAGGGAUUUUCUCAAAAGAGCGAUCUUACAAAUCAUAUUAGAACUCAUACAGGAGAAAAACCCUAUAUUUGCUCUCAUUGUGAGAAGAGGUUUGCUACAAAGGUCAGUCUUACCCGUCAUAUUAGAACACAUACUGGAGAAAAACCCUAUAUUUGCUCUCAUUGUGGGAAAGGAUUUUCUCAAAAGAGUAAUCUUUCUUGUCAUAUAAGAACACACACAGGAGAAAAACCUUAUCAAUGCUCUCAUUGUGAGAAAAGAUUUACUGACAAGUCCACUCUAAAAAGUCAUAUAAGAAAACAUACUGGAGAAAAACCUCAUCAUUGCUCUUAUUGUGACAAGGGAUUUUCUCAAAAGAGCGAUCUUACAAAUCAUAUUAGAACUCAUAAAGGAGAAAAACCCUAUAUUUGCUCUAAUUGUGGUAAGAGAUAUUCUCACGAGAGUUAUCUUAUCUGUCAUAUAAGAACACACACAGGAGAAAAACCUUAUCGUUGCUCUCAUUGUGAGAAGGGAUUUGUUAAAAAGAUUGAUCUUACCCAGCAUGUACGAACACACACAGGAGAAAAACCCUAUAUUUGCUCUCAUUGUGAGAAGAGGUUUGCUACAAAGGUCAGACUUACCUCUCAUAUUAGAACACAUACUGGAGAAAAACCCUUUAUUUGCUCUCAUUGUGGGAAAGGAUUUUCUCAAAAGAGUAAUCUUUCUUGUCAUAUAAGAACACACACAGGAGAAAAACCUUAUCAAUGCUCUCAUUGUGAGAAGAGAUUUACUGACAAGUCCACUCUUAGAAGUCAUAUAAGAAAACAUACUGGAGAAAAACCUCAUCAUUGCUCUCAUUGUGAAAAGAGAUUUAAUCACAAGACCGCUCUUACAAAUCAUAUUAGAACACAUACUGGAGAAAAACCUUAUCAAUGCUCUUAUUGUGAGAAGAGAUUUUCUACCAAGCCCAGUCUUACAAAUCAUAUCAGAACACACACUGGAGAGAAACCCUAUAUUUGCUCUCAUUGUGGUCAGAGAUUUUCUCUAGGGAGUAACCUUAUCUGUCAUAUAAGAACACACACGGGAGAAAAACCCUAUAUUUGCUCUCAUUGUGGGAAGGGAUUUUCUCGAGAGAGUAAUCUUAUCCGUCAUAUAAGAACACACACAGGAGAAAAACCUUAUCGUUGCUCUCAUUGUGACAAGAGAUUUUCUAACAAGGUCAGUCUUACAUAUCAUGUUAGAACACACACAGGAGAAAAACCCUAUAUUUGCACUCAUUGUAAGAAGGGAUUUGUUAAAAAGACUGAUCUUACCCAUCAUAUACGAACACACACAGGAGAAAAACCCUAUAUUUGCUCUCUUUGUGAGAAGAGGUUUGCUACAAAGGUCAGUCUUACCUGUCAUUUUAGAACACAUACUGGAGAAAAACCCUAUAGUUGCUCUCUUUGUGGGAAAACAUUUUCUCAAAAGAGUACUCUUCGUUGUCACAUAAGAACACACACAGGAGAAAAAUCUUAUCGUUGCUCUCAUUGUGAGAAGAGAUUUUCUACCAAGGUCAAUCUUACAAAUCAUAUUAGAACACAUACUUGAGAAAAACCUUAUCAAUGCUUUUAUUGUGAGAAAGGAUUUUCUAGCAAGAGUCAUCUUUCCUAUCAUAUAAGAACACACACAGGAGAAAAACCUCAUCAUUGCUCUCAUUGUGAAAAGAGAUUUACUCACAAGACCGUUCUUAAAAAUCAUAUUAGAGAACACAUACUGGAGUAAAACCUUAUAUAUACUCCCACUGUCAAAAGGGAUUUGCUAAAAAAAAAAAGGGAUCUUACCCGUCAUAUUAGAACACACACUGGAUAAAAACCCCUAUAUUCAAAUCCUGCUGUGAAAUGGAAUUUGGUAAAAAAAAAAGUAAAAAUUCAUAUCUUACCCAUCAUAUAAGAACACACACAGGAAAAAAAACCUAUAUCUGCUCUCUUUGUGGGAAGAGAUUUUCUCAAAAGGGCGAUCUUACCCGACAUAUAAGAAAACACACAGGAGAAAAACCCUAUAUUUGCUCUCAUUGUAAGAAGAGAUUUACUGACAAGUCCGCUCAUACCCGUCAUAUAUGAAACGCACGGGAGAAAAACCACAUCAUUGCUCUCAUUGUGAGAAGAGAUUUACUGAAAUUCCAUUCUUACAAAUGUUAUAACACACUUAGGAGAAAACCCUGUAUCUGCUCUCAUUGUGAGAAGAGAUAUGCUUAAAAUGGUGAUCUUAUCCAUCAUAAGAACACACACAGGAGAAAAAUCCUAUAUUUGCACUCAUUGUGAGAAAGGAUUUGCUAAAAAGAUUGAUCUUGCCUAUCACAUACGAACACACACAGGAGAAAAACCGUAUAUUUGCUCUUAUUGUGAGAAGAGGUUUGCUCUAAAGGGCAAUCUUACCCGUCAUAUGAGAACACACACAGAAGAAUAACCCUAUAUCUGCCCUCAUUGUGAGAAGAGGUUUGCUCUAAAGGGCAAUCUUACCCGUCAUAUGAGAACACACACAGAAGAAUAACCCUAUAUUUGCCCUCCUUGUGGAAAGAGGUUUGCUAAAAAGGGCAAUCUUAUCCAUCAUUUAAGAACACAUAUACACGAGAAUAACCCUUUAUUUGAUCGUAUUUAGGAAAGGUAUUUGCUAAAAAGAGUGAUCUUACAACUCAUAUAAGAAUACAUGCUACAGAAAAAAAAAACCUUAUUGUUGCUCUCACUGUGAAAAUGGAUUUUGUAAACAGAGCUGUCAUACACGUCAUUUAAGGACACACACACAGGAGAAAACCCCUAGAUUUUUUUCUCAUUGUGAGAUUUUCCUAAAAGAGACGAUUAUGUAUUAGACACAGUCAGUUACGAAUUUUAUACUGAAAAAAUGACGAUUUGCCAAUUAGAAGAAACUCACAAUCCUCUAUGGUUGCGAUGUCCCACCAACCAAAAGUGACUUCGCUAAAAAAAAAUCAGUGAACUGUAGCGUUGCUUGGUUCUCUGGGAGGGAGUUUGAGAACGGUUCUGAACUUUUUGUAGAAUCCCACCCCAGACGUUUGAAAGCUGAAACCGUAAACUACCUCCUGGAUUCUCAAACCACCUGAUUUCUCUGUCUAGGAUUCCCAUGUGUGCCUGCCCGGACUACGACGACAAACAAACGAAAGCUCGCACGUGUUCUCAUACUGGGUAAACAAUAGUCAAAACAGCUUUAUUGAAUCUAGUCUCUUCAUUAUGGUCAAAGCUGACUCUUUGGCUUGCUGAUUCACUUUGUUCCUUAGAUUCCCGUAAAAACUAUAAACAAACAAACAAAUGAACAAAAUCCAACAUAAGUAUAUCAUCAUAUCAAAGCAUGUUACAGUGCAACUGCAUUAUAACGAGGCACUUGGGACGAGAGAAGAUACAUUGUUAUAGGUAAAGUCUGCCACAUCAGUGCCUUUAAUAAUAAGGUUCCACUGUAUUAUGAGUCUAAACAUUAUACUAAGGUGAAUAACAAUUAACUUCAAUUUAAAGUAAUUGGACUUAAAUUAUCAUAAUAGCAAUACUGUCCAGUAUUUAAUACACUAAGUGUUGUGAAAAUUAGAAAUAAACUCUAAACUGAUAUCCUACAAAUAAGGAAUAUUUGUAAAUGUAUUUAACUGUAUACAAUGGGUGUCCAAAACAGCUUAAAUAGACAAUGUAAUUGCAAAAAUGUUAUGUGAGCAAUAAAUGUAAUGUCAACCAUCUUAUAUCAAGUUUUGGCGUAUUUGAGUGCUUAUUUCCUCAGGACUGAGGUUUGAGUUUAAUCUAGUUGAGUUAUCAUUACACAAUAAAUUCGAUACUGAUUAAGAGUUUCUGUAUAUUUCCAUACAAACAAAUAUUCAUAAUUAUAGUACUACACAAAGACCUGCACACUAUGCGUACAAUGCAUCAAUCUGAUACACGAGCUAUUGAAGUUCUACAGUAGGAUAACACUGAUUGCUGUAUGCAUACUGAGCGAGUUCUCUUGAAAUUAAACCUAAAAGUUCUAUUUAUGCUUACCACUGUGCCACUUGUUACCAAAGUCUCAGGCAGGCAUAAAUAAUAUGCCGAUUAACGAUGCAAUUCCUUUUCCAUCGCCAUAACGUGCCCCAGUUUUGGGCCAAAAAUUACAAUCUUCGUAGACGAUAAAAUUAUGGAAUGCCAAAUAGACAAUUACAACCGCACGGUGUAUGAAGUGCCUUUACACCAUGUUCUUGUUUAAAACAUGUCCUGUAGUGUCCACUCUAAAAUGACAGCUAUUUUGAUACCCAAGAAGAUUGGGGUGCUCAUUCAGCUCACCCGCUUGUGUUUUCGGCCAUCCACUACGCGAUGUGAUGCGUGUUGCCCGUGGCAUAAUCUCAUUACUAAUUGAUUAUGCUACUUUGUGCUUAAAAUGAAAAGUUUGCUCUUAUGAACUAAAUAAGGCCCCCAAAUUUCUAACCCUAACCCUCCUCCAGUCUUACUCGGGUCAAUCAUAAUAAGAACAAUAAAAAUAAUAAUUUGCAUUUACAUAGCACUUUAUCAAUCUUACUACUGCUCAAAGCCCUUCACUAUGGUUUAACUUGGCUCUUUGGAAGCUUGAUUUGGUAGUGUGUACCAACUCAUAACUUGAGCCAAAAUGAAGGUAGAUAAUGAUAGGAGCAAUUACUACAGUAUUGUUGGGUGGAUGUUUUUUAGUCCAGAAUACUUUUUUUAGUAUUAUCUCGGUACAGUAUUACAAUUUAUAAUGUAUUAUUUACACCACAGGAACUAUAAAUUGAUUUUUGUAUUACCCCCCCCCCUCC
This is a messenger RNA of Lytechinus pictus (painted urchin), 6525 nucleotides long. RefSeq names its product zinc finger protein Xfin-like. The record is from RefSeq and is a predicted model, not a curated record. Bases 588 to 3341 code for a protein of 917 amino acids. Lineage: Eukaryota; Metazoa; Echinodermata; Echinoidea; Temnopleuroida; Toxopneustidae. The transcript has a single exon. Gene Ontology annotation, cellular component: transcription regulator complex; chromatin; PcG protein complex. Gene Ontology annotation, molecular function: RNA polymerase II cis-regulatory region sequence-specific DNA binding; DNA-binding transcription factor activity, RNA polymerase II-specific. Gene Ontology annotation, biological process: regulation of transcription by RNA polymerase II.